GACAAACUUAACUACUGUCUUUCGGCAUCAUCCAAACAUUAGCUUGUUGGGUAGCAUUUAGCUAACGUUAGCCAAACUCUUCGGGAAAAUAGAGCCCUUCGCUAAGCUAAUCUAUGAGUCGCAAAAGAAACCAUAGCUUCGCUGAAACGAGCCUGUCUCCUGAACUCCACGGCGCGUUCAUGGAGCCUCCUGGGUCAGCGAACCGAGCUGACGGUGAUUUCCUGGAGCUGGAGCCCGACGAGGAGCUGCUCUGCUCGGUCAGCGACAUCACCGAGCACCUCGGCAGAAACAUCACCGUGGUGCUGGAGACAGCGCUUUCUGAGAUCCGCAAAAUGGUCAGCAUCAGGAUAAGAGUCCUGAAAAUGGAGCUACGCGAGAAAAGCGAGGAAAUAGAGGUGCUAAAGGCGAGACUAGAGACAGUUCAGAGGGAUGGUAGGGACCCUUUCCCCGGCGUUCCCACCAUGGAGCCGUCUGCAGAUGCUGGCUUCAAGAAACAUGACUUCAGCUCCGGCAACAAACACAAUAGUAUCGAUCCCAGGAGAGCCAAGGCUGUCAUGCCUGGUGUGAAGAAGGAGAAUAUAGAUGCUAUUUGCGACUAUCUGAUGAAAGACAAGAACUCGAGAGGGUGUGCUGAAAUGGACGGAGACCAGAGUAGCCAAGCCAGCGGCGACAGGGAGGCUCGCCAAGAUCCGGACCCGCAAUCCCUCAACCUGUGGUCAGACAGCGGCAUGGCUGGCUCCGGGCCCGGGCACGGAGACUCCGAGUCUACCACAGAUGACCUUUUCAGUAUGCUCCCCUCUGGCAGUAAACGGAUGUAUGACUACGAAUGGAUAGCACCAAUGGAGUAUUCUUCAGACCUGAAAGUCAUGAAGGAUCCCGAUUGUGAGAGCAACCUGACCGGUGAGACAGAGGAUGAUGAUGAGGAUGAGUUGUCGAGGAGGGAGGGAGGUGGACUGGAGCAGGCCCAGGCCCCGCUCUCACACGUCCAGCCCUCUGAGUUCUCCAUGGAGCCCCAGAGCUCUCCAGGGGAGGGAGGGAGUCCACUGGAGGGCAGCACAGACAGGCCUGUGGCAGGCCAGCAGUUUCCCGGCCACACCUACAUCUGCUCUCUGUGUGGAACCUUCUGCCCUGACUCUGUGUUCCUAGAGGAACAUGUCAAACUGAUACACUCAGACUCUGCUGGUGCCCAGGCUCUCCAGGCUCUGCAGUCCACCUGCUCAACUGCACCUGCCAUGGGUGAUGGCAGCAGUGACUCCAGGAGGGGCGGAGGGGUGCAGAACGAAGAUGGCACAGGAGUAGGGGCUGGUUCGGGGCGGGGAGGGGGGCAUGUGAAAAAGGAGAUUAAAAUCGAGGGGGGGUACGAGUGCGGGGACUGUGGCCGCCAUUUUAACUACCUUGGCAAUCUGCGACAGCACCAGCGUAUCCACACUGGAGAGAAGCCCUUCAUGUGUCCAGAGUGCGGGGAGAGGUUCCGCCACGCGGCCCGUUUAAAAAGCCACAGGCUGGUGCACAGCGGGGCCCAGAGCCCCUUCCCCUGCCCUCAGUGUGGUAAAGGUUUCUCAGUGCUAUCAGGACUCAAGAGACACCAGCGGGUGCACACUGGCGAAAGCCCGUAUGCCUGUCCACAAUGCGGCAGGCGCUUUAAAGAGCUGGGGAACCUGUACACCCACCAGAGGAUCCACAGUGGGGCCACGCCCUACUGCUGCCAGCAGUGUGGGCGCAGCUUCCGCCACCUGGGAACUUACAAGAGCCACCGCUGCACCCCCGCACAGUAACCUGCCCGGCUGCUACGCUUUCUAAUACCUAGAAAUUUCAAGUGUAUGUCAAAGACAGGACAUGGUGCUGACUCUAAAGUGUGUGUCUGUUGACACUGAGGGAGGUGCUGGUCAUGUGGAGAACGGGGCUGGUAUCCUGAGAUGCUGCCCAAGCUUUCGUGUUAUGUCACAUUCAUGACAUUUCACAUCUGCAUCAGGCAUCAAGAAAAGCUGCAUCAUUGAGUUUAAGUUCAUUCUUGACCUCGGAAACAGUAGUUUGAUAAAAUGUAAACUCAUCGUCUACAUCGAUUGCAUCACAUAGACUGCAUCUGAAAUUCCAUAUUAACAUGCUGUUUAGUAUGUAUGUGAGGUUUUUUUUAGUAUGUCUGAAACCUUAGUAUGAAACCAGUAGUAUGUGAAUUGCAUACUAUUUCCAGUGAAACAUUGCAGUAUCUAAACACUGGAAACUAAGCCGGCAUAAGUAUCCCACAGUACAAUGCGAUAUUGAUAUCAACAUACAUAACAGCAGACAGCCACCAAGGCAGCUCUGUAACAAAUAAUAAAUACCUCUAACCUAUAACUUUGGUCAUGAGACCGGUGCCUGAUGUGCAAUUUAGGAAACACCAUAUGAAGUAUUGUGGUAGGGAUACCACUACAAAUGAAAGACAUAUUACUUGAUAAUUGAGCUUUGUUAUGGUUUGGGCUUUGGCGUGUGGCGUGGCUUCAUGGAUGUUGAUCGUUCAAUCCACCCCUUGAAUCCAGACUGAAAUAUCUCAAACUGUUUGGAUGAUGUGCCAUAAAAUUCGUUACGUGCAUUAACAUUAGCUGUACUUGCUAAACAUCUGCUUGUAGUGGGGCUUUGUAUCGGCAGGAAUCCAAUAUGUAUUAUGAUACAGAAGUUACGAUUGAAUAUAUUGCUAUUUUUAUGCCUCAUUAUGUUUUCGGGUUGUUUGUAAGUCCGUCCGUCCUAUUCUCGUGAACACGAUAUCUCAAGAAUUCAUUUAUUAAUUCAUUUUCCAUAACCACUUAUCUUGUUAGGGGUCGCA
Messenger RNA from Epinephelus lanceolatus (giant grouper), 2800 nucleotides. It is a transcript of the gene znf16l, whose product is annotated as zinc finger protein 16 like. NCBI's taxonomy places the organism in Eukaryota, Metazoa, Chordata, Actinopteri, Perciformes, Serranidae. The record is from RefSeq and is a predicted model, not a curated record. Gene Ontology annotation, biological process: regulation of transcription by RNA polymerase II. Gene Ontology annotation, molecular function: RNA polymerase II cis-regulatory region sequence-specific DNA binding; DNA-binding transcription repressor activity, RNA polymerase II-specific. Gene Ontology annotation, cellular component: nucleoplasm.